AACAUUGUUAGUGUUAAGUACAUUUUGUUAUAAAAUAAAAUGGAUGGCUAUAAAUUGUUGAAGUUUGGUGUAUUUUUUACAAUCAGUGUUAUCAAAUUAAGUAUUUGGAUGAUUUAUUUAAAGUAACUUACGUCUGUUGCGCCACAAGUUCUUCUUCAAGACAUAAACUUUCUUGCUCAGCGUUCAGAAACCUAGUAAGAUUUUGAACAUUGAAUGUAUCAUCAGCAGAACAAUACAUUGAAAAACAUUCAUUGAAAAUCUAAUAAAAUGUCAACAGUUUUAGGUACUGCAAUGUCCACGACGGCCCACGACAACCAGUUCGACGUUGAACGCUUUGCGAGCGCCUGCGCUGUCCGUGACGUCAUCAUCGUGAAUGCUGUUCGUUUGCCGGAGACCUGUUGAACUGCGUGGCCUACAUCCGGAAAUCCCGUUACCCGUGCCACUUGUUCGGCACCACCAGACGCCUAGAGCUCCGUGCAUACGUGUUCAGGGGAGGGGAUAGGGGGCUCGGCGAUCGCAUUAUUAUGUUAUUAUUAUUAUUUUCAUAUAUACGACAGUAACGAUUACGAAUCGGUAACGCGUCAGCGUAUCGUGCCCGGCACAGACAUUUCACUCGUAUUUGCAGUGUAUACACUCACCUUAUUAUUACUUUAACGUACAGUAUUAGUAUUAAAUUUAAUUAAAAUUAAUAUAUUAUUGCAAAUAUACCUACCAAUAUACGCACGUAUGUUCGGGCUACCAGGAAUUAUGAGCAAAAGUGUCUCCGGACAGAGCGGCGGCAGCAAUCGGAGUCACAACCCUAAGGGCAGCAAUAACAGCAACAAGAGUAAAACGCUUACGUAUCUGCUGUGGCUGAUCGGCGGCGUCUGCGGACUGCACCAUUUCUACUUGGGUAGAGACCUGCAAGGCGUGCUUUGGUGGUGCACGUUCGGUGGGUAUUUCGGGUUUGGUUGGCUCAGGGACCUGUUCUACAUCGGUGAAUACGUGGCCGACGCCAACAAAGACGAGAAAUACAUGAAAAAAGUCGAGUACAUGGUGCGAGUACACGAAAAGCCACCGUUUUCUACGGUUCGAUUCACUGGAAUGGUAGUAGUGGCUUAUCUUUUCAGUACUGUUGUAUCCCUAGCAAUACCUGAGGAUAAUGUUGGAGGUCUUAGUUGGCAAUGGUUACAUGUAUUUACUCCUUUAGCUGCAGCUUUAGGAGUAUGGGCUGUGGGAAAUAUUGGUCAUGAAAAAGGAUCUCUAAAAUGGCCUUUAAUAUGUGCAUAUUUAGUACCUAUGGUUGGUAAUCCAUUGAAAUCAUUUAUUUUUGAUAAAUGGGGCUAUGAUAUUGAUGAAUCUACAUCGUUUGCUAUCAUGAUAUUAUCUGCAGCAUGGUCAUUUGAUCAUUUGGAAAAACGGUGGAGACCAAAAACCCGAAAGACUCCAGGUACUUUAAAGAGAAUUAUGGUUAUCAGUAUGUGUUGUUUAUUAUACAUGGCUUUAUGGAGUAGUUAUUUGUAUUUCAAUGCCAAAGUAACUGAUGAAGAAGGAGAUGAAGUACCAUUCCACGAGGCUUUAGGUCAUUUUUUCAGUUCACCUUGGUGGUUAGAUGUAAAACAAUCAUUUAUUGAUGUAUGGCAAUUUGCUCAAGAACACGGGUGGAUGGAGACUUGGCGGCAAAUAGUUUCAUUGUCUGAUCCUUCGGGUGAACAGAAUGCUUUUAAGGUGUUGGAAUUAAGAUCAGGAGCUACACAAACUGAAAUAAAAAAUCAAUGUAGAACAUUAGCAGUAAAAUACCACCCAGACAAAGCUAAAGAUGACGUAACUAAAAAAGAUGUGCAAAAUCGAUUCUUUGAAGUACAGCAAGCAUGUGAACUGUUAUCAAAUAGUAGAGCUAAAAGGCGAAGAAGAAAUAAACAAUUUAAUGAAGAACUUUAAGUUGCAAUAUUAUUUUAUUUUUGUUAUGUAUCUAUCAUAAAACCAUAAUUAUUUAAAAAAUUACUGUGAUAAAACCAAAUUAAUGUUUACAGCAACAUUAUUUAAGAACAGCAUUUUUCAUAAAUACUAUUGGUCAAGGUAUUAAAUAUUUAUGAGAUGGAUAAUUUUAAAACAAAAAUUACAAUUUUGAAAUUCUUUAUAUGGUAACUUAACAUUAUACUUUAUAAAGGAAUGCCUUCAUCAGAUUAAUAGUGUUUUAGUUUUAGGAAUGUUCAUUAUCAUUUAUUAUACUAUAACAUUGUCCAAUAAAACACUAGAAUCACAUUUUAUAAACGCUCAUUGAGUAUAAAUGUAUAAA
Molecule: messenger RNA, 2278 nt
Organism: Rhopalosiphum maidis (corn leaf aphid)
Lineage: Eukaryota; Metazoa; Arthropoda; Insecta; Hemiptera; Aphididae
Gene: wus
Product: dnaJ homolog subfamily C member 22
Exons: 7
Coding region: 727-1920 (397 amino acids)
Biological process (GO): endocytosis
Cellular component (GO): early endosome; plasma membrane
Source: RefSeq, a predicted model, not a curated record